GUAAGCGACAGCAACCGGAGGACGACGGGUCUGUGUUCUUGUUUUUCGCGAGUAAACAUUUUUUUAGGGAGUUUUUUUUUUUUUUUGGAGAAAAACAGCCUCAAAAUGCGAGGGGACGAGACAGAUUCCGACUCUGGGAAAUCAGAUGAAGGCGGUUCGAUUGAGAGGAGCUUUGAAACGCUUUGUCUGGAAUUAAAUAUGGAUGAAGAGACGGCGAAAGAGGCGAUGCAAAACUUUACUUCUAUAUGGAACACCUAUACUUUAGAGGGUGAGGUGGUGCACUGGUUGGCCUGUUCUCUGUAUGCAGCUUGUAGAAAAACCUCGACUCCCACUAUAGGUAGUGGCAUGGUGGAAGGCAAUUGUGUCUCGCUCACCAGGAUAUUGCGGUCCUCCAAACUUAGCCUGAUUCAGUUCUUCAGCAAGAUGAAGAAAUGGGUAGAUAUGUCAAAUCUCUCACAGGAUUUCCGAAAUCGCAUAGGCUGCCUCGAGAGGAAUUUUGAAGUGUCGACUGUAAUCUUUCGGAAAUUCGAGCCUAUUUUUCUGGACAUGUUCCAGAAUCAUCAAGGCGAACCUCCACGGCAGUCAAGAGGCAGGAAACAUAGGCAAAUUGUCUGCCACACCAGUGAUGUUUUCAAGUUCUGUUGGACCCUCUUUGUGUACACUAAAGGCAAUUUCCGUAUGAUUGGAGAUGAUCUGGUCAACUCGUAUCAUCUCCUUUUGUGCUGUCUGGACCUGGUCUAUUGUAAUGCUGUACUCUGUGCCAAAAAGAAAGACCUCAUUAAUCCAAAUUUUAAAGGCUUACCAACAGACUGCAGGAGCUCAGACGAGGCUCGGUGUGUGCUUGAGCAUUUGUGUGAACUCCAUGAUGGUCUAGUUGUUGAGGCAAAAGGGAUAAAAGAACACUACUUUAAACCGUACAUCAGACGUCUAUUUGAGAAGAAAAUUCUUAAAGGAGAUAAAGACACACUUACUGAGCUGCUGGACACUCCAAACUUCCAAGACAACAUCAAAGCCAUAAAUCGUGAAUAUGAAGAAUAUGUCCUGACGGUGGGUGAUUUUGAUGAGCGGGUGUUUUUGGGCGCUGAUGCAAACGAGGAGAUUGGCACACCACAAAAAGUCACCCCUAAGCCCCCAUCUGGUCAGGUUUCAGCCCGAAUGCAGGUGGAGAACAACCUUCAGCAGCACUUUGAGAAGACACGUUCGCUGGCCCCUUCCACACCACUUACAGGGCGUAGAUACCUGAAGGAGAAGGAGCUUCUGAUCACACCAGUGUCUUCGGCUACUCAAAGUGUGAGUCGCCUGCAGAGCAUGGUGUCCGGCCUCUCCAAUGCCCCCACUGCUACACUGCUCCAAAUCUUCAAGUCUUGUUCUCGUGACCCCACUGAAGCCAUUUUAAAUCGUGUAAAGAAGCUAGGAGAGACUUUUAAACAGGCCUACACCAAGCAAACAGAUGAUCUUCAGGGAGCUCAUAUGGACUUUGCAGAAAACCGUCUGAAGAUAGCCGAAAUACUGUAUUUUAAGAUUCUGGAGAAUGUUAUGGUUCAAGAGCUAAAGAGACUCCAGGGUAAAGAUAUGACAGUGCUGUUAGAACAAGAUGUGUUUCACUGUUCUCUUCUGGCCUGCUGUCUGGAGGUUGUGCUGUUUGCUUACAGUUCUCAAAGAACCUUCCCUUGGAUUUUGGAAACCUUUCAUCUUAGACCAUUCUACUUUUACAAGGUGAUAGAGGUGUUCAUUCGGUCUGAGGAGGGCCUCUCUAGAGACAUGGUGAAGCACUUGAACGUCAUAGAGGAGCAGGUGCUGGAAAGUAGGGCGUGGACCAAAGACUCAGUGCUGUGGGAGGCAUUAGAGAAUGCUGAUUCAAAAGUCCCUACUGUAGCAGAGGUAAAUUUUCCUAGCAGUCUUGAUUCGGGCCGCAACAGUAGUAGUGGGGGCCACACCCACCUUCCUCUGGUGGCUCUGUCACCCAUCAUUCACCCUCGUCUGCGAGAGGUCCGCACUAGCCUGGGUUCCAGUGCUCGCAAAGAUGCUCCUCCAUCUCCCAUCUCUCUCCACGAUCGCUUCAGUUCUCCAGCGGCAGGCAGUGCCAAAAGGCGUUUGUUUGGUGAUGACCCUCAACCUCACUCCCCAGUGAAGCGAAUAUCUGUUACUCCCGUGAAAUUAAUACCCACCAGCUCUACAGAAAACAACCAGAACAUGACUGCAGCAACUGUCCUCUCCAUGGCUACUACUAGUGGCCACCAGCUCAAUAUUCCUUUGCCAGUGAUGAAGAAUGAACUGGGAGGUAUCACAGUAAUCCAGGUACAAGCGAACCAGUUGAACCCCCUGUCCACUCAGGUUCUGCUCACCUCCCCGAACAAAUUCCCUGAGAUGCAUUCACAGUCAACAAACAGACCACGCCGGACAGGAUCCCUUGCACUCUUUUUUCGGAAGGUGUAUCAUCUAGCAAGUGUGCGUCUUAGAGAUCUAUGUCUAAAACUGGACAUCUCUGCAGAGUUAAGGGGCAAAAUCUGGACAUGCUUUGAGCAGUCUUUGGUUCACUUCACAGAUAUGAUGAAAGACAGACAUCUGGAUCAGCUCUUGCUCUGUGCAGUCUACCUUAUAUCCAAGAUCUCAAAAGAGGAGCAGACUUUUCAAGACAUAAUGAAAUGUUAUAGGAGUCAACCUCAAGCAAGCAGCCAUAUAUACCGCAGUGUGCUCCUGAGGAAAAGAGUCCACGAGCAGCAGACUGAUGACAAAAUGGAGGUUGAUUCACCAACAGACCAAACCAAUGGCAGGUCAGACCAAGGUGCCAAAGCUAAGGCUGACAACGAAUCAGAUGAAGACAGGGGUGACCUCAUCCAAUUCUACAAUUCUGUUUAUGUUCUGAAAAUGCAAUCUUUUGCACUAAAAUAUGCUCAUCCAUCAGCUGAUAGUAGUGUGGAAGCGCCCCCGUUAUCUCCAUUCCCCUCACUGCGAGCUCAGCCUCUCUCCCCACGACGAAUAUCUCAGAGACACUCCGUCUAUCUUUCUCCUCAUAAAAAUGGUUCCUGCCUCAAACCCAGCUCUGCCUACACGUACAAGUUUACUGGCAGCCCAUCUAAGGAUUUGAGUGACAUCAAUCGAAUGAUUCGUCAGGGAAGUGUGAGCAAGAAGAGAGCUUUUACCAUGGAAGGAGAUGAGACAGAGUCCCCUACUAAACGUUUGAGCCAGGAGAGUGAGGAUGUGCUGCUCAAACGCCUUCAAGAUGUUGUAACUGAGAGAGCCAAUCACUGACCAACGAUGCACAUGAUGCAUGUGUCCCCUAUCAGUGAUGAACUCCAACAGACCAAUUAUAAUGCAGCAUGUCCUUUUAUAACCAAAGAGCAACUCAUAGAGCUAUCCAGGGUGCUGAACCAGUGGCUCAUGAUUGACAGGCUAUUAUAGAAUCUUAAAUUGUUGCAAGUACUUUUAAUCAUUUUCAAAUGGCAGCAUAAUACUAAUGCAUCUCAAAAAAAUUAUAUUGUAUAUAUCAACUUUUAAUCUUAAUUUAAUUUAAAAAAUUAACAAAUUUUCUAGAUUUAUUACAUGAAAUAUUUCAAGCCUUUUGUUAAUGAUUACGGCUUACAGCUCAUGAAUAUUAAAAAUUCAUUAUCUUGAAAUACUAAGCCACAUAUAUA
Clarias gariepinus (North African catfish) is the source of this 3635-nucleotide messenger RNA. RefSeq names its product retinoblastoma-like 1 (p107) (gene rbl1). The transcript has 22 exons. The coding region runs from base 106 to 3252 and encodes 1048 amino acids. Lineage: Eukaryota; Metazoa; Chordata; Actinopteri; Siluriformes; Clariidae. The record is from RefSeq and is a predicted model, not a curated record. Gene Ontology annotation, molecular function: RNA polymerase II transcription regulatory region sequence-specific DNA binding. Gene Ontology annotation, biological process: regulation of transcription by RNA polymerase II; cell differentiation; negative regulation of G1/S transition of mitotic cell cycle. Gene Ontology annotation, cellular component: transcription regulator complex; nucleus; chromatin.